Messenger RNA from Sclerotinia trifoliorum, 721 nucleotides. Lineage: Eukaryota; Fungi; Ascomycota; Leotiomycetes; Helotiales; Sclerotiniaceae. The record is from the annotation of a GenBank genome assembly.
CUGUUCAGUACCGACCGGUACUCUCUGGUUAAAAUGUUGGAGGAGUGUCCUGCAAUAACAACCUCACUUCGUGAAGAAUAAUCUAUAAAUACCUCUGUCUAUUCUCCUGAAUAGUAAAUCUUCAUACUACAUCUAAAACAUCACAUCGUAUUACAUUACAUUACAUUAUCAAGGAUUCACACUAUCUAUCUCUCUCUCUCUCUCUCUAUCUAAAUCUGCAAAUCCACAUCAACAAACCUCCAAACAAUACCCAGCAUCCCAGCAUCCCAUCAUCCACCCAUCCACCCACCAACAAAAAUCCCCCCAAAAUGCAAAGAGCCAGCUCAUCCAACCCAUCCCGCUCCUCCAAGCCAAAAGUCAGUUUCUCCGAAACCACCCAGACCAUCCCCGAAGCAAAGAAACACGUCGAUCCCUUCCACGAUGCGCGAGUUAGAGACGAUGGAAAAAAGAGAACUGCUGGUAGUCCGGAGCGAGGCGGGAGCGCGGGGAAGAAGAGUCAUACUAGCACUAGUGGGUCGAGUGGAUCGAGUGGAUCAAAUGGGACGAGAAAGGUUUUACCUGCUAAGGGGACUAAGAGGUAAGGGGGGAGAGGUGUUUUGAUGCUUAAUUUUAGCUGGGGAGGCGAGGGGAGGCUGGGGGUUGAGUGCGGAGUUGUGUGUUGGAUUUAGGAUUCGAUAGAUAGAUUGGUUGGGUUGGAGUUUGGCGUUUGGGGUGUGCUUUU